AUGGCCCCGACCAUGCUGAAGAAGCAGCGGUCGCUCCACGAGUACUUCAUGAAGCCCAAGCGCAAGGCCGUCGUCCUCGAUGAGACCGACCGAGACGCGGCCGACGACGUCGUCGAGCGCCGAACCGCGCUGGAGACGACCCUGAACUUUGACGACGCCGACGACGACGACGACGAGGGCGACGAGCCGCAGCCCAAGCGCAUCGACUUCAACGCGCUCUUGAGUCAGACGCAAAAGUCCGAGCCAGACCACGAGCAGACGCCAGAGCUCGAGCCGCCGGCGUACCACCCGUGGAGCCAGGACUUUGGCACGGCGCCGUGCUUCUCAAGCAUGUACAGCCAAGACGCCUUUUGCGACUUUUCGACGCCGCAGGACCAACCUGUGCUGCACAUGUCCCAUCCGCGGUCGCCGUCGCCGGUCAAGAAGCGUCCACGCACAGUGCCACGCCUCACAGUGAUGCCCUUCAACGAGAGCCCGAUUGCGCCGCCGCGUGCCAAGAUUGACGCAGAAGGCACACCAAAGGCACCUCCGCGCCCGACGACGACGCCAAUGAAGCAAAAGCCGAUUGCGAUCCCACGCCCUGUCGCGUCGAUUCCCGAAGAAAUCGCGUCCGUGCCCGAAAUCAACACCAACCCGUUCGCGGCCGCUGUCGACGACCGACGACGGCCCAAGAAGCGCAGUCUACCUCCACCUCUGUGGCUUGGCACGACCAACUCAUCGACGUCCAAGUACUUGCUCGAGUUCGUCGAGCAAGAGGUCCUUGGAUCCGGCUCGUUCUCUAAAGUGUUCAAGUGCAUCAAGCGUUUUGACGGGUGGGUGUACGCGAUCAAGAAGAGCAAGCGCCACUUUCGUGGCAAUUCGGACAAACAGCGCGCCCUGCGCGAAGUCCACGCACUCGCGGCGCUCAGCGCGAGCCCGCACAUUGUGCAGUACUUUGACGCGUGGAUCGAGGACGACCUUUUGUACAUCCAACUCGAGUACUGCCACGGCUGCUCGCUGCAAUCCUUCCUCGCCGAGAGCAAGCCGGUCGCCGAGGUCACGCUGCGCAAGCUGCUCGCACACAUGGCCAAAGCACUGCGUGACAUGCACGCGCUCAAGCUCGUGCACAUGGACAUCAAGGUCGACAACAUGCUUCGCGCCCCCAACGGCGUCUACAAGCUCGGAGACCUUGGGACCGUCGUGCCCAUGGACGGCGCCAUGGAGAUCAUGGAGGGCGACUACCGGUACCUCUCGCGGGAGCUCCUCGAAGGGAAUCGAUCGCAUUUGAGCGCCGGUGACAUUUUCGCGCUUGGCGCGUCCAUCUACGAAUUGGCGCGCGGGGUGCCAUUGCCGUCCGAGGGCGACGAGUGGCAAACCAUUCGGGACGGCGACCUCGCGACCUUCCGGCACUAUUCGAGCUCGCUCCAGCAUCUCAUUGGGAGUAUGAUGCACCCGGAUCCGCUCCAACGCCCGACCGCCGACGAAAUCCUGCAGCACGAAGCCAUUUUGGCCGUCUCGGACGCCUAG
This is a messenger RNA of Saprolegnia parasitica CBS 223.65, 1506 nucleotides long. Its product is annotated as WEE protein kinase. The transcript is spliced from 11 exons. Lineage: Eukaryota; Oomycota; Saprolegniomycetes; Saprolegniales; Saprolegniaceae. Gene Ontology annotation, biological process: protein phosphorylation. The record is from RefSeq and is a predicted model, not a curated record. Gene Ontology annotation, molecular function: ATP binding; protein kinase activity. The coding region runs from base 1 to 1506 and encodes 501 amino acids.